Messenger RNA from Manihot esculenta (cassava), 2548 nucleotides. RefSeq lists its product as uncharacterized. Gene Ontology annotation, molecular function: serine-type endopeptidase activity. The transcript has 9 exons. Gene Ontology annotation, biological process: proteolysis. Bases 332 to 2107 code for a protein of 591 amino acids. Lineage: Eukaryota; Viridiplantae; Streptophyta; Magnoliopsida; Malpighiales; Euphorbiaceae. The record is from RefSeq and is a predicted model, not a curated record.
UUAUUGGAUAAUGCAUAUGCACAUAGGGAAGUUCCUAGUUGCUUUGCCAAAAACAAAGAAAAAGGGCGUAGCGGCGAGUAAAGCAAAUGUUCUUAUCUUCUUCGUGAUCGACAUGGACCACGUUAUGGGGGUUUUACAGGAUUUUUGACUCAAAAGCGAGGAGUAAACAGGUAAAGAGCCAAUAAUUAUGGAAUUACACAACUGACCUUUUCAUUUUUUACCAAAGAAAAAAAAUCAUCACACCAAAAGCCAGAAACGUCAGGCUCGGACAUCAACAAAACAAAGAUUAAUGGUUUACUGAUUUAAGGAACCUUACAAAAAUUUCACAGAAAUGGCAACCUCCACGUUCACAAUCCAAUCAGAUUUUCGUUCUGCUUUCCACAUCGCCAACCUCAUCAUCCACCCCAAUUUCUUCCCCUGCCGACGCGUUUCCCCGACGCGCCUCCCUUUUUCUCCGCGACGAUUGCUGUCUUCUAAUACUACGUCUUUUCGACUCAGAGCUUUUUCCACAGAUUCCGCUGACUCUGCGAUAACCGUCAAGCUUCCCGAGAAGCCCCCUGUUUGUACGGCUGAUGAGCUCCACUAUGUCUCCGUCGCCAAUUCCCACUGGCACCUCGCUCUCUGGCGAUAUCGUCCUCCUCCUCAGGCGCCUGAAAGGAAUCAUCCACUGUUGCUGUUGUCCGGAGUGGGCACUAAUGCCAUUGGUUACGAUCUCUCACCAGGAUGUUCAUUUGCACGAUACAUGUCUGGUCAGGGAUUUGACACAUGGAUUCUUGAAGUUCGAGGUGCUGGAUUGAGUGUGCAGGAAACAUCUCCCAAAGAGAUUCAGCAGUCUGCACUUGCAGUUUCUGAACAGAUGGAAGCUGUUGCUAAAACUGUAACUAAUGGGGCUUUUGCCACCAACCAGCUGCCAACUAAUGUUCCCAGUGCCUUGUCAGAUUCUAUGGAUUUUGCUUUAAAGGAGGAUCCAACAGGCAUAGCCACUGUGUGGGAUGAAUCAAAGUUGGUAUCAAAGUUGACUGAAACUUUUAUGCGUUUGUCAGAAAGAUUAUCUGGCUUCCUCAAUGAAGGCCAAUCAAAGAUUAUUUCUGCCAAAUUAUUCGAUCAGAUAGCAAAACUUUUAGAAGAUUCUCAGUUAUCUGAACGCUUUAAUGAGAUAAGGGGAAAGCUUUUAAGCUUGUUGGAAUCAAGACAACGCACAGUUAUUGCUGGCCAAGUUAGGGAUCUGAGCCAAAGGCUUGUAAAUAUUUUUGAGGAAGGUCAAAGAUCCGUUUCACCUCAGUUGUUUGACUUGCAAGAGCGUCUUUCCACAAUAAUAGAAGAUUUCCAGAAACAGCUGGACUUAAUUGUGCAGUACAACUGGGAUUUUGAUAAUUACCUAGAAGAGGAUGUUCCUGCUGCGAUGGAAUACAUAAGAGCAGAAAGCAAGCCAAAGGAUGGUAAAUUGCUCGCAAUUGGACACUCCAUGGGAGGCAUCUUGCUUUAUGCUAUGCUUUCACGACGUGGUUGUGAAGGAAGAGACUCCGGGUUGGCUGCUAUUGUUACUCUGGCAUCAUCACUUGAUUAUACAACUUCAAAUUCCAGACUCAAAUUGCUUUUGCCUCUUGCAGAUCCAGCUCAGGCUCUUAGUGUACCUGUUGUUCCUUUGGGGGCAUUAUUGUCAGCAGCAUAUCCUCUUUCAUGUCGUCCCCCUUACGUGUUGUCUUGGCUUAAUUAUCUCAUAUCAGCAGAAGACAUGAUGCAUCCAGAGUUGUUAGAAAAGCUCAUCUUGAACAACUUUUGUACAAUACCCGCCAAACUUAUCUUGCAACUUACAACAGCUUUUCGGGAUGGUGGAUUGUGUGAUAGGAGUGGUAAAGUUUUAUACAAGGAUCAUCUACACAAGAGCAAUGUACCUGUGUUAGCCUUAGCCGGAGACCAAGAUCUAAUUUGUCCACCUGAAGCUGUGGAAGAAACUGUUAGGCUCAUUCCCAAGGAAUUGGUUACUUAUAAAGUGUUUGGAGAACCUGGAGGUCCGCAUUAUGCACACUAUGAUUUGGUGGGAGGAAGACUGGCAGUGGAGCAAGUUUAUCCUUGCAUAACUGAAUUCCUUAGCCAUCAUGACUGACCUGAUUACUAGGCAUAUUGAACUUCAUUACCCACACAACUCAUUGCUGCAGCAAGGACGAUUUCUACCGGGACAUGAAAUGCAUGUCUUGGAUGAUAACCAUGUUCUAUUCAAAUAAUUGCGGAAGUAGACAUUUACCUUGUUGAAGUGAUACAUCUACAUCUGAAGUUAUGCACAAACAAAUGAAGUUUGCAUGAGCUUCAGUGGAGAUUUUUGAAGGUGAAUGAAAGUGUCCAAAAGAAGAUAAAUGCUCAUGUUUCCACAUUCAUUUCAUCAAAAGGUCAAAUGUGGCUUACUUUCUUGUAAAAAAUAAAAUAAAAUGACUUUACAGAAUGAUUUGAUCUUGAAUAGAUUGUUUGUCUCAUAUCCAAAUCUGUGUACCCAUUUAGAGUUGUAUUUUAUCUUAUUUUGCGAUAUAUACAUGAAUCACUGGUUGUUGAA